Molecule: messenger RNA, 377 nt
Organism: Drosophila sulfurigaster albostrigata
Lineage: Eukaryota; Metazoa; Arthropoda; Insecta; Diptera; Drosophilidae
Product: kunitz-type serine protease inhibitor Bi-KTI-like
Exons: 2
Coding region: 22-348 (108 amino acids)
Molecular function (GO): serine-type endopeptidase inhibitor activity
Source: RefSeq, a predicted model, not a curated record
UUAGAAGUGAGCGAUCUAAAGAUGACGAAUUUUGUUAAAGUUUUCGUGGUCCUCACUGCGAUUGUGAGUCUGACAUCCGCCAUAAAUCUAACAAAGGCCAUAGCGCAGAGAAAAGCGGUUUGCACAUUGCAGUCCUCGUAUGGUUCGUGCUCUGGCAGCAAAGUGAAAUGGCACUACGACUUCGUGCGGGAUAGUUGCAUAGAAUUCAUUUACAGCUCUUGUGGAGGCAAUGCGAAUCGCUUUGAUACUCGGAUAGCCUGCAUUCAAUACUGCAUGGAUCCUGUUAACCGAUACCGAAUGCAGGAUUUCGAAAACGAAUAUUUAAAAUUCCGAGAAAAUGACAAAUAAAAACAAAAUAAAAAGACGUAUAAAUUUUA